Messenger RNA from Dujonia railenensis, 2577 nucleotides. The record is from the annotation of a GenBank genome assembly. NCBI's taxonomy places the organism in Eukaryota, Fungi, Ascomycota, Pichiomycetes, Serinales, Debaryomycetaceae.
AUGAUAGUUCGAUCAAUAAGACUUCAGGGAUUUCGGAUCCUCUCGUUGCAACAACGUUCUCUACACAGUAGUUUUAUUUUGAGUAAUACUGAUGUGUCUCUUAAUGCUAUUCCUAUUAGUAGGACUAGAAAUAUAGGAAUCAUUGCUCAUAUAGAUGCAGGCAAGACAACAACAACGGAAAGGAUGUUAUUUUAUAGUGGUAAGACUAACCGUAUUGGUAAUGUAGAUGAAGGUGAUACUGUUACAGACUAUUUGCCUCAGGAAAGAGACCGUGGAAUCACCAUUCAGCUGGCUGCAAUUUCUAUUCCUUGGAAUAAGCAUAAGAUUAAUAUUAUAGAUACACCUGGCCACGCAGAUUUUACAUUUGAAGUCAUCAGAUCCCUUAGAGUUCUAGAUGGAUGUGUUACUAUUUUGGAUGCUGUAGCUGGGGUUGAAGCCCAGACUGAAAAAGUAUGGAAACAAGCUCAUGAAUUAGGAAUCCCCAAGAUCUGCUUUGUGAAUAAGAUGGAUAGAGAGGGUGCUGGAUUCAGUAGAACCGUAAAAGAGAUUGUAUCAAAGUUACAGACCAGAGUCGUUCUAUGCAAUAUUCCUUACUUUGAGGACGAGAUCAUAAAUGGUUCACAUAAUGCUAAGUUUGUUGGAGUCUUGGAUGUAUUGCAUAAGAAAAUAUUGAAAUGGAACUCAGAUCAAGAUGAAACAGGAAGAGAUAUGGUUGUUUCUGAUAUCGAAGAAAAUUCUCAAAUAUAUGAGAUGGUCUAUAAGAGUAGGGAAUCCAUGAUUGAAACUCUCGGCGAAUUUGAUGAAUCUUUAAUUGACUCCUUCUUUGAGAAUAAUGAAGAUUAUAUGAAGGUUCCCGCUGAAGUCAUCCACAAAGCAAUUCAAAAGGCAUGUAUCUCUAACUUUGCUGUCCCGGUAUUCUGUGGUGCUUCAUUCAGAAAUAUUGGAGUUCAGCCAUUGAUGGAUAGUAUUGUGAAGUACUUGCCCUCACCAUUGGAAAUUAAGAUCCCAGAAGUUUCCUCUGAAAAGGUGAAACUUGGAGGCAAAAGAAAAAAGAAUAAGAAUGCAGCAGCUCGAUCGGACACUUCCUUAUCGCCCAUUACUGAGAUUGUACCUGUAUCAAUGGAUUCCAAAAAGGGGCUUGUGGUUAAUGGUAAACCAAAUUUAACGACUGCACUUGCAUUUAAAGUUAUUACUCACCCAAUUCGUGGUGUGAUGACAUUUAUUAGAGUUUAUAGUGGUAAGCUUCAAUCCAACACGAAUAUUUUGAAUACUAGAAGUGGUGAAAUCUAUAGACUUGGGAAAUUAUUGCUAAUGCAUGGUGAUCAACCAGAAACUGUCUCUCUGCUCAGUUCUGGGAACAUCGGAGUGAUCACCGGAAUGGUAGAUGAGAUUGUUACUGGUGAUACAAUAGUCUCUGCUGGGAACACAAGUAAGAACUUUACACCUAUUGAGUCAAAUCUAAAGAUGCUUCCUAUUGAAAUACCGCCUCCUGUUUUCAGUGCGUCUAUUGAGCCUAAUACUGUGGGAGAUAAGAGGCACUUGGAAGAAUGCAUUCAAGUGUUGCUUAGAGAAGAUCCAUCAUUACAUAUGUCAGUUGAUGAAGAGACUGGUCAAACAGUAUUGAGUGGUAUGGGCGAAUUACAUCUUGAGAUCGUAGGAGACAGACUUAUUAGAGAUCUUAAGGCUAAGGCUCAAAUGGGUAAAGUGGUGGUAACGUACAAGGAAAGCUUGACCUCACCAACAGAGUUAGUUACGAUCAGUGAUGAAGAUUCUGGUGUAUGUAUUACUUUGUCAAUUGAUUCAUUUGAAGGGCCAUCCGAUGAGACAGAAUUCGCAAAUGAAGAUGGCUCUCUAUUGCUUGAAACAGAUAAUAACAUCGUUGUAUUCGAACCAAAUUCAAUGUCAGCCAGUAUGGUUACUGCAUUGGAGGAUAGAAGAUGGAAGUCUGAAUAUACAGCUGAGCAACUUCAGGACAGCAUUGUUCAGGGAUGUAUUGCUUCUUUACAGACAGGAGGACCAAUUACUAGAUUGCCUUUACAUUCUACCGUAAUAAGAAUUGUCAAUUGGGAAUUUCCGGUAGAUCGGGCUACAGCGGGCCCAGCAUCGCAAUUACUAAACUUGACAAGGCAUACUUUGACUAAAGCAAUCAAUGAACACUAUCAAAAUCAAGCAAGUAAUUACACAUUACUUGAACCGAUUAUGGAUGUUAAAGUAUUUGUUAAUACAGACACAUUAGGUGAAGUAGUUCAAGAUCUUAACUCUCAGCGUAAAGCUACCAUUCUUUCGAUCGAAGAUGAUUUGGGAGAUGGCACUUUAGACAAUGCAUCUUGGGCGAAGGAAGAAUCUGAGAAGGUUUAUGUUCCUCCAGAUUAUACAUUAACGACAUCUUUGUCCAAUGAGCUCCAGGCUGAAAUACGAAAUAGAAAGAAGAUUGAAGCCCAAGCUCCAUUGAGAGAGAUGGUUGGGUAUUUAUCUAAACUCAGAUCGCUCACACAAGGAAGAGGAACAUUUGACAUGGCCUACCAUGGGAUGAUGAGAGUGUCAAAAGAUAGAGUUGAUAGGAUCCUUUAUCACUAA